AUGUGGUCCAACUUCUUUGUACAACAGGAUGAGGAAGGUCGCAUCGGGGUGGCAGGGUCAGGCCCAGGUGGGGGGUUGGGGGGGUUUUCAGGAAUGAAAGGUGGGCGGGGUCAGAGACGGACUCACAAAAUGAGCGACAGCCAGGAGGGGAAGAUCAAGCUGGCCUUCUUCGUGUCUAUCGUUGGUGUGACCCUGACGGUGCUAGGUGUGGGGACAGAGUUUUGGGUGGAGCUGGCCCAACCAAAGAACUUCAGCAGCAACCAGACCUGCCAGACAGCCCAUUAUGGCCUGUGGAAGGGCUGCAUCCGCACCCUGUGGGUAGCUGACAUAGACCCAGAGAGAACAAGCUGUGGCCCUGCUGAACUACCUGGAGAAUCCAACUGCACUUACUUCAAAUUCUUCACCUCUGGGGAGAAUGCAGUCAUAUUCAGGAAGACGACCAAUAAGAAUCUGAACCUAGCGGCAGCUAUCUUGGCCCUGAUGAGUUUGACCAUGAUGGUGAUGGGCUCCAUCUGUAUUACCAUGUCGCUCAGCAAAGGAGUGCCCUUCUUCCUAAAGCCAGCCUCUUUCUGCUUCAUCCUGUCAGGUAUACUGGUCCUCCUCUCCAUCCUGGUCUUCCACCAGUCAGUGCUGGCCUUGCUGUCCAGUGACCACUCCAUACCUUUACACCAUGAGCUGUCUUGGUCUGUGGCCUGUGUGGGCUCAGCGGGAGCCAUUCUAAUCAUUGGAGGUAUUCUCUUCCUCAUCCUCUCACUUCCAUUCAGUAUCUGGCAGAGAUGCCUGCCACACAGGGAUAGCGCCACCUAG
Molecule: messenger RNA, 807 nt
Organism: Myripristis murdjan (pinecone soldierfish)
Lineage: Eukaryota; Metazoa; Chordata; Actinopteri; Holocentriformes; Holocentridae
Gene: cacng6b
Product: calcium channel, voltage-dependent, gamma subunit 6b
Exons: 4
Coding region: 1-807 (268 amino acids)
Biological process (GO): regulation of calcium ion transmembrane transport via high voltage-gated calcium channel
Cellular component (GO): membrane; L-type voltage-gated calcium channel complex
Molecular function (GO): calcium channel regulator activity
Source: RefSeq, a predicted model, not a curated record